CAUCCAUUCCGCAGCGCAACAGUGUAGCACAAACCAUGGCCGAUAUCGAAAACACGGCCAAGCUGCGGAGAUAAACAUGAUUGAAUAAACGCGAACAGACAAAAACGGCCAGACAAAUGAGCCCACAGAAGUGAUUUAAAUAGUGUGUGAAUGUGUACGUGAGUGUGUGUGUCUUGCAGUGCGAUAAACGAUUCUUCUGGCAGGUUGCAGAAAUCGACCAGAAUGUUGCAGUUUCUAAAGAAGACAGGUCGAAGAAAAUCCAUCACAACCGGUAGUGACUCUUCUUCGCUAGCAACACUAAACAAUGAUGGAUCGGCGACGGCGGCGGCGGCGGCAUCAUCAUCGUUCAGAACGUCGGAUGAUGUCAUCAACGGUGCAAAACCACCUGAAAGCGAUGAGGAAGCGUUAAGGCUGGCAGAACGAUACUGCUUCGAGCGAAAGGAUGCUGACACGGUGCGCGUUUCGAAGCUUUCGCGCCGUAUGGUUGAUAUUCUGGCGGAACAAAGCUGCAUCUGCUACUUUGUGCAGUUUCUGGAAUCGAAGAAUGCUCUUUCGCUGAUUAAGUUUUGGCUCGAAGUGGAAAGCUUCAAAGCGGCAGCAUCCGGCGAAGGCGUGCGUGGAGUGUCCAGACCGUCCGGUGGCUCCGGCCACGGUCAUGGUAGACUGCACCGGAGCGUGUCCUCCGACGGGUACGACAGUCUGUCGUAUUUCAGCGUAGACUGUGAUUCGCUAUCGACGAACUCGUUCUCUGAAAAUGCCUUCGAAGACUCCCAGUCAGCGGACGAUAUACGGGAACUCGAUUCGCGGACGUCUCAAAGCUGUACACCCGUACCUCCGCCGACCCCGCUCGAGGUGCUGGAGGAGGUCGACAUUAAAGAUGACGGUACCGUCACCGAUGAAGAUGGUGCCUCCGUACCGGAAGAGGGUCAUCAUGAAACCAAGGAUGGUAAGAACCCGGAAGGCAAACAUUUGGAAGUCUGUGAUAUAACGAUCAUGCGACAGUCGCUAACCGACGACGAGAAGACACAAAUCUGCGAAGCGGGCAAGGGCACAACAUUGGAGUCGACGGUUGCACCUGCCAAGAGCAACCACGCGCUGACACCGUCGGCGGCGGCGGCGGCGGCGGCACAGCGACCCUUCAACUCGCUGAUAAACUCGGACGCCGUACGAAUAUACCGAAAGUAUUUGGUGUCCGCUUCGCCCCACUUUAUCGAAAUGCCGGCCACCAUACUGUCCACCAUCUCGCUGGCGCUUUGCAGUACCGGCACCUGCAGCGAGGUCAUUUUCAACGAAGCCCAACACUUCCUGCUGGACAUGUUGGAGCAAAGCUACCUGAACCCGUUUCUGGAGAGCUCCUUCUACUGCAAGUACACGCUGGAGGUGCUGACGAGCGAGAAUCUGACGCUGCGCGACAUUCUAGGCAGCGAAAUGGCCCUGUUCUACUUUAUGGAGCAUCUGGAGCAGCAGGGCAAGCGGCACUAUCUGGAGUUUUACGUCGGAGCGGUCAACUUUAAGCGCUCCUUCGAGAGCCAGCUCCAGGCGCAGAAGGAUGCGGUCGUGCUGUAUGAGAAAUACUUUUCCCUGCAAGCCACCAGUUCGCUGGGCUUGAGCGACAAGAUACGCUUCCUGCUCGAGGAGCACAUCUGCUCGUCGGAUCUGACCAGUGUGGCCGAAUGCUUUGAGCUUCCGGUGCGAAUAAUUGAGCACUUUCUGGAGCAGCGCUACUUUGCCGGAUUCAUCAAGUCGCCGCUUUACUGUCGAUUCCUGAGCGAGCUGCUCGGGAAGGUGAAGACAAACACGAACAAUGACAUCAUCGGUGGAAUACUACCCGGUGGCCGUGGGACGGAGCAACGAAACGGUGGUGGCAGCGCUGCCGGUAAGCGUGGCCAUCGCAAAACGCUCUCGGACGUCACGAGUGAUAGUAGCGCAGGAGUGGGCCGUCGCGGAAACACGGUCGGGUUUAUUUCCUCCCAAAACACGCUGCUGGCCAUGUCGGACACAAACUACCAGCGCAACCGCAAGCACUUGGUAGCGGUGGCACUGGCGGCCGCCGCCAGCAAUGGUCCGGCCGGUGCCGCCGGCAUGGCCGGCAGUACCGGGAGCGGUGAUAUCAUGCAGAUCGACUCCCGCCAGCUGUACAAUCCGGAUCUGCUGUGGCGACGCACCUCGCCCGUGUCGGGCCUUACGUUCGGACGGAUCGACGCACUGGGACGGUACGAGCGGGAUUUUGACAUCGUCGAGCCACCGUCCAGCGAUGACCGGUGGAAUCGUAACCGGAUCAAGAAAGCGGUUCGCAAACUCGUCAACCUACCGGAGGACAAGGCACAGGAAGAGCUCGCCUGGCAGGUGGCCGAGAUGAUUGUGAAAGACAUUACUAACGUUACCAUGAACAGUAAGACGUGAUUGAAAACUGAUUCUCUCUCUCUCUAUGAGAUUGGCGAUCUGCGGCGGUUGGCGCAUUUUGCAUCAAAAUCCAAAUGAUAUUGGAUGGUGUGUUUUUUUCUACACAACUCCUAUGCCACCGCCUCAUCCCAUCCCAUAGCGGACAGCGGGGGGAUUGCUAAGCAAAAGUAUUAUAAAACCCCCCUUUCUCCCUCGAACCCUGGGCGCGCAACGCGUUCUGUGCUUUACAGAAUAUUAUUUAUUAGUAAAAGCGGCAAAUUGGGCGAAUCUCUAUAAACACAUCUCUCUCUCUCUCUCUCCCCCUUUCUCUAUCUCUCUUUGUCUUUCCCUCCAUUGUAACAGUAUGGUGCUUAUGAGAAUUCGAGCAAGGAAUGCUACAGUUCCGACAACAACAAAAAAGAACCGUAGCGCAUAUAUCGUAUAACCUAUUAUUUAGCUACUUACAGUAGAUAUCCUCCAACGGAGGGAACAAAAUUGUAUUAUAACAAUAUACGCCCCCAAUGUACCCGUAUCGCCAGGUGGAAACCACUUGCGCGGGAACAUAUUUAUCUACGUAAUAUCUCACACUCUUGAAUAAUUUUGCAAUAUAUGGAGAAAACAAUCCCCAUUUUUUAUCUGUUACGUAGCUGCACUAGGUUAUCGUAUUGUUUUUUUUUUUAUUAGAAAUUUAAGUUCUUCUCGAAUAAAUUUGUUGGGAGCUUCUUCCUUCUUUUUAUCAUAUCAUUGAGGGCGUCGGGUGAUGGGGUAAAACCGAACAGGAGAAGAGCGUACAGAAGCAAGAGUAUCUUAGUUAAUAGAAGUAGAGACGUGCCAAUACACAUUUUGAGACAGCUUCGGGUUGAAGACGUUGGAAACGCGAAGGGUCUCGGACAUCGUACACACCGAAUCGAUUGUCUUUUUUUUUGUAGGAAUCCUGUCAUGUUACGCUACCAUGCUAUCGAAGAGUAGUUGAAAUUAUUUCUCCUUAUGAUCGCGGACACCUUUUGAAUGUUGAACUUGCUAUUUUUUAUUAUUUUUUUUUAGUUGAUAAGGUGCAUUAACAGCAUUCACUUUUAAAUAGAUAUCUCAUGGGAGUCAUGGGCCAUGGGCCACGGAGUAAAACAACACGUACACACAAACACGCUACCGUAGCUGAUGUUGGCUACAUACACCUAGAGAGAAGAACCGCAACCGACGCAACAGCAUCGUACAAUGUCCAAUUAUGUUAGACAUAUUUAAGAAAUGAAAUAUAUUUUCUUAUAAUAAUAGAACAAUGUUGCC
Anopheles merus is the source of this 3663-nucleotide messenger RNA. It is a transcript of the gene pkaap, whose product is annotated as A-kinase anchor protein 10, mitochondrial. The coding region runs from base 223 to 2403 and encodes 726 amino acids. The transcript has 3 exons. The record is from RefSeq and is a predicted model, not a curated record. Gene Ontology annotation, biological process: intracellular protein localization. Gene Ontology annotation, cellular component: plasma membrane. Gene Ontology annotation, molecular function: protein kinase A binding. NCBI's taxonomy places the organism in Eukaryota, Metazoa, Arthropoda, Insecta, Diptera, Culicidae.